Messenger RNA from Phaedon cochleariae (mustard beetle), 1350 nucleotides. Lineage: Eukaryota; Metazoa; Arthropoda; Insecta; Coleoptera; Chrysomelidae. The record is from the annotation of a GenBank genome assembly.
AUGUUCCUCAGCCUCUACUCCACGAACGCAUCCGUCAACCCACUGGAUAGGCCCAUCACCCAAACCGAAGACGCCUGGAUAGUGUCUUUGGUGCCACUUGGAGCCGUCAUAGGCCCAUUCUUGUUCGGAUACCUAUCCGACAGGCUAGGAAGGAAGAUAGGCCUUCUGCUCACGUCCACACCACUGAUAGCAUCCUCCUUCAUCCUGGCGUUUUUCUCGUCUAGCGUUUACGUCAUAUACUUCGCCAGGUUGAUUGCUGGAUUCAGCAUGGGGGCUGGAUACGCGCUGUUACCGGUUUACCUGUCUGAAAUAGCAGAGGACUCUAACAGAGGAAUGGUGUCUCAGGCACUGAAUAUAUUCUGGUCCUUUGGCAACUUCAUAUCCUGCGCUGUGGGUCCGUUUUUGCCGUACAUGGUCUUCAAUAUAGUAAUCGGCUGUAUACCUACAGCUUUCUUCGUGGUGUUCUUGCUUUGGGCUCCAGAAAGCCCGUACUAUCUGGUAUCGAAGGGCGAUAUAGAAGGUGCCAAGCAAACUCUGACUAAGCUCAGGAUGAAUGACGAGAAGGUAGUAGAGGAAGAGAUGGCAUCUAUCAAGGAGUUCUUGGAGAAAGACAAGAAAGGAGGUAUAUCCGAGGUGUUUUCGAAUCCACCAGUGAGAAGAGCAUUCAUCAUCUGUACGUUCUUGGUAUUCACUCAGGAACUUUGCGGGUUCUCGGUUUUCCUGAUGUAUAUGCAGCCUAUUUUCGAAGCAGCUGGUAUUGGACUAUCUUCGGAUAAAUGCUCUCUGAUCAUGUCUGUGGUCAUCAUAACUUCGAGCUUCAUAAACCCAUUUUUCAUUGAUAAGGCAGGCAGGAAGAUACUUAUAGUUAUGUCCUGUUUCGGCAUGUUCAUAUCUUUGACUCUGGUAGGAGCUUUCUUCUACAUCAAGACAUCGACUGAUCUGAGUACAGAUCCGAUAACCUGGUUGCCAAUUUUCAGCCUGAUAUUCUUCAUAUUCGCCUUCAAUUUCGGACUGGGUGCUGUACCAUGGACUCUCACCUCCGAGAUGUUCCCGAAUAACCUGAAGCAAGUCGUUUCCACCACGAUAUCGGCAUCCAGCUGGUUAGCUUCAGCAGUAUUAACCCGUUUUUAUAACGACAUGAAUGAUAGCCUGGGGAGAGCUGGAAGUUUCUGGUUCUUCGCAGGGUACUGCCUCAUAUCCGGAAUCGUGAGCUUGAUAUUCUUACCUGAAACUAAGGGGAAGAGUUUCGCAGAGAUUCAAGAUAUGUUGCAGUCGGACAGUAUUAUUUAUUUCAGAAGUGAAGCAAGAGCUAAAAAAGAAGUAAGAAAUGUGAUGAGUACUCGGUUUUGA